Messenger RNA from Hyaloscypha bicolor E, 1047 nucleotides. RefSeq lists its product as uncharacterized. Bases 1 to 1047 code for a protein of 348 amino acids. The record is from RefSeq and is a predicted model, not a curated record. The transcript has 3 exons. NCBI's taxonomy places the organism in Eukaryota, Fungi, Ascomycota, Leotiomycetes, Helotiales, Hyaloscyphaceae.
AUGCUCGAUCCACUCACCGCAUUGGGUGUGGCUGGCAAUAUCGUGCAAUUCGUCGACUUCACCGUCAAAUUGAUGUCCAAAAGUCAUGAACUCUAUAAGUCUACAGAUGGAGCUCUGGUCGGGAACAAGGAUCUAGAAGCUAUUGCAGCUAAUUUGAAUCGAUUGACCGAAAGACUGCGAACAGACAUGAACCGCCAUCUACUCCCACCCGUCAAGGCCAUCAAACUCCGAGACGAUGUCUCUAGCAAACAAGCUGAGAGAGAGAGAGCUUUCACACUUCGAGAUUACACCCCGGAAAAUCGUGCUGAGAUAGAGCUUGGGGAAAUCAAUGCCAAAUGUGGCGAGGUAGCAGGCGACUUAAUCAGCAUUCUAAGAAUGUUCAAGGUGGAAGGGAAUAACAACAAAUGGAAAAGUUUCAGGAUGGCACUCAAGACCGUCUGGGACGAGGAUCAAAUACAAAAGGCAGUGUCUAAGCUCACAGAGUGCAGGAAAGCACUAGACACUGAGCUUCUGAUAUCUUUGAGGACUAGCAUCAACGACGCGGCUUUGAAGCAGUCCGACGGCUUCAAGGCGCUCGACUCAAACACGCAAGAUAUCCACGAAACUCUGGACAAAAUCCGCACGGACAACAAGACAAACCAACAAGCAAUCAUAAGGGCUAUCAAGGAGCAUCAAUGGCACGGGGAUAAUCCAAUGCAUGUGGCGGAAUUCUCAGUCAGGAUUACAGAUAUGGUGGAGCAGGAGAGGAUUGCUUUCCUGCGAGAGAGAUUCCUGCACCGACUUAGCUUUAUGAGCAUGUCCGACAGGCAAGAAGAGAUAGUUGCCGCUCACAAUGCGACUUUUGACUGGAUUUAUAACGUAACCGCCGACCAAAGCUGGAGCUGUUUCAAAACAUGGCUUCGGCAGGGAAAUGGGAUCUAUUGGGAAAUAUGCCCCUCAUCACCGCGAGCUAUUACUUCUGGAACUCUGGAACGUCAAUGCAGAAGUCUCAGACUGGUCUUCUUCAGUCUCUCCUUUACGAAUCACUCAUUCAAUGCGAAGAGUUAA